CAGCCCACUUGUUACUAGGAUCUUUGACUAGGAAGUCUAAAACAUUCCACCAAUCCCAACCGUCAAAGUGGUAUACGUGCGAAGCGAACGUUCGACAAGUUUAGCCAUCUUGCAGUAGGUUACGUGCAGAGGAGUGAAAUUGGUUGGCGAACGGUGACAAGCUCCUUUCAUCGACGAGAAAAGGAUUCCUGUCAACAACUACGAUAUAGUGAAAAGUUCAUAAUGCAGGAGAGCAGUGUCCAGACCUACACUCUUACAAGAUAUGAGAUGGAAUUUAGAGAGAUUGAAAGAUUGGGUGAAGGUGGUUUUGGAGUUGUUUACAAGGUACAAAGAGAAAAAGAUAAACUGCUAUUUGCGGUAAAACAGAUCAACAUUACUGGAAAAGAUGAGGAAAGAAUGCUUCGAGAGGUUAAAGCCCUGGAAUCUCUUGACCAUAGUGGCAUCGUGCGCUACUUUGACGCGUGGAAAGAAAAAGACUCUUACGGGAAAGGUUCCUUCUUGUACAUUCAGUUGGAGUUAUGUCAGGCUAAAACUUUGAAACACUGGUUGGAUGACACAAAUAGAAACAAAAAUCGUCCCUCUAACGAAAUUGUAGAAAAGAUAGAACAGAUCACUUCUGCACUGGCAUACAUUCAUGGCAAGAAAAUCACGCAUAGGGACCUUAAACCAGAAAAUAUAUUUCUUUCUGCUGAACAAGGCAACCCUGUCAAAGUAGGUGACUUCGGUUUGGCAAAGAUAAUGGAAAGGGACAGCGAGAGUCACACUGCAGAAGCUGGAACUCGUGCGUAUUUUGCUCCAGAACAGAGCACAACACAUUAUACCAACAAAGUGGACAUAUAUGCUCUUGGGGUGAUUGUCUAUGAGAUGUUCAACUUUAUUCCCCCUGGAUCAACGAGAAAAUAUUUGAUUAAUGAUGCAAAGGAGUGUAAAUUUCCUGAAAAAAUGAAGCUCGAGCAUGCACAAUGGUGUAAAGCAGUACGUCAGAUGCUCUCUGAAGACCCUGAUAAGCGCCCCACUGCCCGUGCACUCCUUGGAAAAGUCAAACUGUGGGAGAAGCUCUCUACAGACAUUGAUGAGCCAAGGCCCAGUUGUUGUUGUUGUGUUUUUUGAUAACCGACUAUACAAAAAAUAGCCAUAUAUUCAUAACUAAUUAGUGUUGCACAUGUUUUGUACGCAGUAUAUUAAUAUCUUGGAAAUAAUAUUAACUUUUCUUUGUUUUAAUGUAAUGCUUAUAUUCAUAUUGCUAGCUUUACAUUUAGACUCUUUUUAACUGAAGUGACAAUAUGUAUUCUGAAUUCCCUGUGAAUCAGCUAUGGUUAUAAUACUGUUGUUGAAUUUGUCAUUCAAUUUCAUAUUUAAGGUUCUAAGUCAGCAAACAGACAUGAAUUUGUUGGACUCACUCAAAUUGUUUGUCUUAUAACUGUGUGGAGCUUACUUCUUCCACAUUUCUCAAAAGAUUGACAAGAAACAUUAAGUAUGUCAUGAAAUGUAGACGUGCAAGACACUUUUCGUGCCAAAUGAUAAAAAGUUUCCUGAGUUCUAUGCUCUUUUACAUAGCCGAUAAAGUGCUGUGGGGGUAUAAGUCAUGUUUGCAACAAAGUUCUAGUUUAAAAAAAUUAACCAUCGACAGUUAUGAGAGUGUACAAAUGUAAUAUAAAACUGAUAAUAGUGCAUUUAUUAUCACUUUCCUCAUAUGUAAAUUUCAUGUUAUGCAAAUUUCUUUCAAAUUAGACAAGAGGCAAACUGAUAAUGGCUGAAAAACCAAAAAAUGUGUGAUUGUUGCAAGAAACCAAUUGAAUGAAAGUAAUGCAAGUUUAUAGACUUGUUUUGCACAGCUCUUGAAAAACAAAAGUGAACUAUAUGCGCAGUGUCAUGCAAAAUGGUCUUAUGCCAUAUGCGGCCAGCGUAGCUCCCAAACAGCCUGCACAAUUUCGCAGUAUGGUUAGGAGCUAUGCUGUCCGCUAUAAAGUCGUGCAAGCUUUCCUGGUCUGAUUAGCUUAUAGGGUAUCUUCUGACCAGACUGUUUUGAUGCGCAGGCUAGUCUGGAUUACACUGGCAGCAUAUGGCAGAAGACCCAUUUUUGCAUGAUGUGGGUAAUAUAUAAUUAAUGCUUAAAUAUUAAGUGAUAUUUAUACAGGUUAUUGACUAUUGCUGCAUUGAAUAUUGCUAUAAGCUGCAAUAUUGUUUAAGUAUUUGUCACUUGUAUACAUGUAUGCACUUAACAUAUGUUAAUUGAUAAUGCACUUUCUAGGUCUCAAAGCAUUUGCUGUGACAGUAUUUAAUAAUUUUAUUGUGCUUAAUUAAUUUGCUCUGUAUAAUAAAAUAGCUCUAUAGUGUUUUUCCUUUAGGACACUUGAAGAAACCUGUGACAUUCUCCAUGUCAUUCAUAAAUGAUCUUAAAAUCAAGAUAUGAGCCUCGCUCUGGGAAAACGGGGCUUGCAUGCCACGAAUUGUCUAAGAAUCAAGAAAUGAGCCUCGCUCUUGGAAAACAGGGCUUAAUGCAUGCCACGAAUUGUCUUAGAAUCAAGAAAUGAGCCUCGCUCUGGGAAAACAGGGCUUAAUGCAUGUCAUGAAUGAUCUUAAAAUAAAGAUAUGAGCCUUGCUCUUGAAGAACAGGGCUUAGUGUUUACCUGUUCAGUCUGCACAAAUUUUCCGCUUUGACUGGAUUUUCGUUUACUUCAGACUUCCAUUUAACAAAACAUUUCACAACCGAGAAUGUUGUACCUGGCCCGGUUAUAACAGAGACCGGCACAUUGGUGACGCUGCAGCCACACAACUGUGGAAUUUCUCAAUCUCGAGCCAUGUCUCAACUUAACAUAUUGACCUAUAGAAAAGCAUUGGUUUUAAUUGGUUAAUUUAACGUUCAUUCUGAGAAAAGCGUAGUUAUAUAAUUAUAGUAUAUUGCAAAAUGAGGAUUAUAUUAAAACUUACAUGAAAUGA
Messenger RNA from Dreissena polymorpha, 2940 nucleotides. Its product is annotated as eukaryotic translation initiation factor 2-alpha kinase 3-like. Gene Ontology annotation, biological process: protein phosphorylation. Gene Ontology annotation, molecular function: protein kinase activity; ATP binding. The transcript has 7 exons. The coding region runs from base 223 to 1110 and encodes 295 amino acids. NCBI's taxonomy places the organism in Eukaryota, Metazoa, Mollusca, Bivalvia, Myida, Dreissenidae. The record is from RefSeq and is a predicted model, not a curated record.